This is a messenger RNA of Sardina pilchardus (European sardine), 2954 nucleotides long. RefSeq names its product ephrin type-A receptor 5. The record is from RefSeq and is a predicted model, not a curated record. Gene Ontology annotation, cellular component: dendrite; plasma membrane. Gene Ontology annotation, molecular function: ATP binding; protein binding; transmembrane-ephrin receptor activity. NCBI's taxonomy places the organism in Eukaryota, Metazoa, Chordata, Actinopteri, Clupeiformes, Clupeidae. Gene Ontology annotation, biological process: axon guidance; ephrin receptor signaling pathway; protein phosphorylation.
UUAUAUCAAACCUCUUUGCAUUAAAGUGUGGAUCUGUCUUCUCAGCUGUGCUGUGUUGAGGACACUCAGUAUACCAAAUAAUGAAGUGAAUUUACUGGAUUCUCGCUCCGUGAUGGGUGACCUCGGAUGGAUAGCCUACCCGAAGAACGGGUGGGAAGAGAUCGGAGAGGUGGACGAGAACUACGCCCCCAUCCACACGUACCAGGUGUGCAAGGUGAUGGAGCACAACCAAAACAACUGGCUGCAGACCAACUGGAUCCUGAACGAGGGCGCGCAGCGCGUCUUCGUGGAGCUCAAGUUCACGCUGCGCGACUGCAACAGCCUUCCCGGCGGCCUGGGCACCUGCAAGGAGACCUUCAACAUGUACUUCUACGAGUCCGACGACGAGGAGGGCCGCAACGUGCGCGAGAGCCAGUACACCAAGAUCGACACCAUCGCCGCCGACGAGAGCUUCACCGAGCUGGACCUGGGCGACCGGGUCAUGAAACUGAACACGGAGGUGCGGGACGUGGGCCCGCUGACCCGGAAGGGCUUCUACCUGGCCUUCCAGGACCUGGGCGCCUGCAUCGCCCUGGUGUCCGUCCGCGUCUUCUACAAAAAGUGCCCUUUUCUCGUGCGCAACCUGGCCCUCUUUCCGGAUACGAUAACUGGGUCGGACUCCUCGCAGCUCCUGGAGGUGUCGGGGGCUUGUGUCAACAACUCGGUGGCUGAGGACGUACCCAGAAUGCACUGCAGCGCAGAAGGGGAGUGGCUGGUGCCCAUCGGGAGGUGUGUGUGCCAGGCGGGCUUUGAGGAGGUUAAUGGCUCCUGUCAAGUGUGUAAGCCCGGCUUCUACCGGUCGGCUCUGCAGACCCAGAGCUGCAGCAAGUGCCCGCCCCACAGCUUCACCCGCGUGGAGGCCUCCACCGCCUGCCAGUGCGAAGACGACUACUACCGACGCGACUCGGACCCCGCCAACCUGGCCUGCACAAAGCCUCCAUCGGCGCCGCGUAACGCCAUCUACGUGAACGAGACCAGCGUGCUCCUGGAGUGGACGCCGCCGGAGGAGACGGGCGGCCGCAAGGACCUGAGCUACAGCAUCGUGUGCCGCAAGCUGACCGCCACUAGCGGCGGGGGGGUCCCCUGCGGGAGCCACGUCCGCUACCUGCCCCAGCGCACCGGCCUGCACAGCUCCGUCACCGUGGCCGACCUGCUGGCCCACACCAACUACACCUUCGAGGUGGAGGCGCUCAACGGCGUGUCGAGCUGCUCGCCGCUACGCCACUUCGUCUCGCUCAACGUCACCACCAACCAGGCCGCUCCGUCGCCCAUCACCGUGGUGAAGAAAGGCCAGACGGGCAACAGCAUCGCCUUGUCCUGGCAGGAGCCCGACCGCCCCAACGGCAUCAUUCUCGAAUACGAGAUCAAGUACUUCGAAAAGGAUCAGGAGACCAGCUACACCAUCAUCAAGUCCAAGGAGACGGCCAUCGUGGCGGACGGCCUGAAGCCCUCGUCGGCGUACAUCUUCCAGAUCCGAGCUCGGACGUCGGCGGGCUACGGCGGCUUCAGUCGGCGCUUCGAGUUCGACACCAGCCCUUACCUAGCGGCGUCCAGUGAGCAGGGCCAGGUCCCCAUCAUCGCCGUGGCCGUGACCGUCGGAAUCAUCCUGCUCGCACUCGUCACCGGCUUCCUCCUCAGCGGACGACGUUGUGGCUACAGCAAGGCUAAACAGGACCCCGAGGAGGAGAAAAUGCAUUUCCACAAUGGCCACAUCAAGUUCCCCGGAGUGCGCACAUACAUUGAUCCUCACACCUACGAGGACCCCAACCAGGCCGUCCACGAGUUUGCCAAAGAGAUUGACGUAUCGUGCAUCACCAUCGAGAGAGUGAUCGGCGCCGGUGAGUUCGGAGAGGUGUGCUGCGGUCCACUCAGGCUUCCCGGGAAGAGAGAGUUCCCGGUGGCCAUCAAGACGCUGAAGGCCGGCUACACGGAGAAGCAGCGGCGGGACUUCCUGGGCGAGGCCAGCAUCAUGGGCCAGUUCGACCACCCCAACAUCAUCCACCUGGAGGGAGUGGUCACUAAGAGUAAACCUGUGAUGAUCAUAACAGAGUACAUGGAGAAUGGAUCUCUGGACACAUUCCUGAGGAAAAACGACGGGCAGUUCACGGUGAUCCAGCUGGUGGGGAUGCUGCGGGGCAUCGCGUCCGGCAUGCGCUACCUCUCGGACAUGGGCUACGUGCACCGCGACCUGGCCGCGCGCAACAUCCUGGUCAACAGCAACCUGGUGUGCAAGGUGUCCGACUUCGGGCUGUCGCGCGUGCUGGAGGAUGACCCGGAGGCGGCCUACACCACGCGGGGUGGUAAGAUUCCCAUCCGGUGGACGGCCCCUGAGGCCAUUGCUUACCGCAAGUUCACCUCGGCUAGCGACGUAUGGAGCUACGGCAUCGUCAUGUGGGAAGUGAUGUCGUACGGCGAGCGACCAUACUGGGAGAUGAGCAAUCAAGACGUGAUCAAGGCGGUUGAGGAGAACUACAGGCUGCCGGCGCCUAUGGACUGUCCGACGGCGCUCUACCACCUCAUGAUGGACUGCUGGCAGAAGGACCGCAACAGCCGGCCCAAGUUUGAGGAGAUCGUCAGCCUGCUGGACAAGCUCAUCCGCAAUCCUAGCAGCCUCAAGACGCUUGCUAACUGCUCCAACAGGGUGUCCAAUUUAUUAGUGGAGCAGGAGAGCGGCGAGUGCGCAGUCUACCGAUCUGUAGGGGAAUGGCUGGAGGCCGUAAAGAUGGGUCGAUACGCAGAGCUGUUCAUGGAAAGUGGAUACACCUCGAUGGAAGUGGUCGCACAGAUGACCUUGGAUGACCUGAGGAGAGUGGGGGUGAAUCUCGCUGGGCACCAGAAGAAGAUCCUGAACAGCAUCCAGGAGAUGAGAGUUCAGAUGAUUAACGUGGCAGUGCCAAUCUGAUGCCACGUCCCCG